Molecule: messenger RNA, 291 nt
Organism: Diplodia corticola
Lineage: Eukaryota; Fungi; Ascomycota; Dothideomycetes; Botryosphaeriales; Botryosphaeriaceae
Exons: 1
Coding region: 1-291 (96 amino acids)
Source: RefSeq, a predicted model, not a curated record
AUGAACACCAUCCUCCGCGCCAUAUUCCGCGAUCCGGCGAACACUUCUCACCUCACCACCUUCAUCUACACUAUCAAAUCUUACCACGCUGCCAACGCGGCCACCCUCACUCAAACAUCCCUGUACGGAGCCCCUCUUCUCACCCCGCAUCCCAAGCCGUGCGUCCUGUCCCCCCGCCGACCUGCCGCCGAAAUGAUACAAACCCGACACAAGAGCCCCACUCUCGUCACCCUCGCCGCUGCCACAACCCUCACCUUCACUCUUGACUUCGAUGCCGUCACUCCGGCCUAA